Molecule: messenger RNA, 1831 nt
Organism: Dentiscutata erythropus
Lineage: Eukaryota; Fungi; Glomeromycota; Glomeromycetes; Diversisporales; Gigasporaceae
Source: the annotation of a GenBank genome assembly
UAAUCUUUUUGUAGCAAAUGGAACUACUAAUAAAUAUAAUGGAAUUACGUUGAAUCUUAUCAUGGAUACACAAUUGUCUUCCUUCUUAAUUUAUAACAUAAAUAAAGCAUUAGUUUAUUGGAUCACAUAUAACUUACCGCAAAUAAGUGAUCCAAAUAUCUACGCUACAAAUUAUGGUAAUUUUAACUUGGAUACCUUUAGCUUUAAAACUAUAUUUCCAAUGGUUGAUGGAAAUUAUGGAUUUAUUAUUGAAGAUCAAGAACAUGUGACCAUUUUAAAUGAAUCUAUGACAAAUAUAUUCAUAUAUUAUAAGUAUUUAAAUACAAAAACUAGUAAAAUUUCCGAAAACUCUUUACUUUAUCAUGCAAGAAAUGUUAGUGAAAUAUCAAACAUUUCAUGCUCAUCAGAUUAUAGUGAAUAUGGAAAUGUAUGCAUGAUUACUGAACCAACUGAAAAAUUUGCCAAUUCUACACUAUUUAUGAUAUAUCAAAUAAAUUUUUUAUCAUCUGGUUCCGUAAUUAAAUUUACCACAAUAAAAAAUACUACAAAUAAUAACGAUUUAUAUUUUGAUAUUCAUCCUUCAUUUUUUGGCGGAUCCAUUGUAACUAGUUGGAUAUUGACGACGCCUCAAACACUCAUAAAAGUCCCCACCGUAAUACCGAUAAGUCAAACAAGUAAUUAUGCAGAUAUGACUGGAAGUAUUAUUAUGCUUAAUGGCACUGAGAUAACAUGGAGCUUAAAUCAAUUGAAUCAAUUAAAUCAGAGCAAAUCAGCCUUUAAGAGUGCAGUGUUUGAUUUAAUGAAAAAUAAUACUUAUAUAUUGUACGUAAAGUAUUUUGAUAAUGAAUGGGAUAUCUUUAGUAUAGAUUUGCCUAAGUCUAGAAAUGAUAGGGGCUAUGAUAAUCCGAAUAUUAUUUCAACAUAUCCCAAAAUCAACGAUAAUACUAUUAUACCAGAAAGUACCAAUAAUAUCAACAUAAUUUUUUCAAGCAAUAUUUCUAUGUCUUUGAAUAAUAUUACUAUCUAUCAACUUGAUACGAACACUGAUCAAUUAAAUUUCAGAAAGUUUUAUUCUGGGAGUUCAGAUUGUUAUAUUUCAUUUAAUAGAAAUCUUUCUUGUAGUGUCACUUCAAGUAUUUUUAACCAAUGGAAUACUACAUACGUAAUUGUGAUGGAUAAUAAUUUUGUUAUGUUUUCCACAACAAAUGAGCCUAUGUAUGGUAUUGAACCCUAUCGAUGGAAUUUUACAACAAUCCCAUGUGAUUCGAAAAGUAACAAAGAAUUAUAUUCAGGUACUAUACGAUUAACUCUUAAAGAUGGUAUAAAAAAUGAUUCACUAUCAGAUAUUUUUGGCAAUGUGACAAGAGAACUUGUAGAAAAUCCUUGUCAAGCUAGCACUUCUCAAAUCAUCAACAAUUUAAAUGAAUUAAUAAAUGAUACGGAUUCGCUAAUAUAUAAAAAUAAUUAUACAAAAUAUUUGAACUCAUCGUAUGGAUUUAAAGUGAACGUAAAUUUUUGGGAUGAUAUUAAAUACAAAUUACUUGGACUAUUAAUUGGAUCUAUAAUUCUAGGUCUUAUUAUGUUAUUGGCCCGUCACAAAUACCCGGAGACGAACGAGCCAUUCAUUCAAUGGUUUACUAAAUAUAAAAACAUUAUUUCAAUUUUCACUGUGUGUUCAGGAGCAAAUGUAUCUUUACUGGAAUUUUUAACUUCAAAUUUUGCUGGAUUUUUAAUGUUUAAUGCUCCAUUUUCCGAUUCUGUUAAACGUUGGAUAUAUUGGGUGACUAUAAUUGAUACUUUUAUCGAAAAUAUUCCACAACUAAUUAUUCAG